AUCGAGUCAAUGGGUCGUGAACAAUACAUGUGUGCUGUGCGCGCGUGCGUGUCAGCUGACGGCUGCAGAGGGAGCGGCGGCGACAUCUUGGAUUCAUGAGUGAACGGUGACCGCAGCCUAAAACACCGAAUACGCGGAAUAACACAGAGCUUCGGUCAGAAGCGGACACAGCAGCCUCUGCUGAGCCGGUCCGGAGGGACACAGAGACUGACACACAGAGUUUUCCAGCAUGGCCCGUGAACACUGAGUGAGACCACCACCAUGAUCGGAGGACUCUUCAUCUACAACCACAAGGGCGAGGUGCUGAUCUCCCGUGUCUACCGUGAUGACAUCGGGAGGAAUGCGGUGGAUGCGUUCCGCGUGAACGUGAUCCACGCUCGCCAGCAGGUACGCUCACCCGUCAACAACAUCGCCCGCACCAGCUUCUUCCACGUCAAGCGCUCCAACAUCUGGCUGGCUGCCGUUACCAAGCAGAAUGUCAACGCAGCCAUGGUGUUUGAGUUCCUCUAUAAGAUGUGUGACGUCAUGACUGCCUAUUUCGGCAAGAUCAGCGAGGAGAACAUCAAGAACAACUUUGUGUUGAUCUACGAGCUUCUCGAUGAAAUCCUGGAUUUUGGGUACCCCCAGAACUCUGAGACCGGAGCAUUGAAGACCUUCAUUACUCAACAGGGUAUUAAGAGCCAGCAUCAUACGAAAGAGGAGCAGUCUCAGAUUACCAGUCAGGUCACCGGACAGAUCGGCUGGAGACGUGAGGGCAUCAAAUAUCGCCGCAACGAACUCUUCCUGGAUGUACUGGAAAGUGUGAACUUGCUGAUGUCACCGCAGGGUCAGGUGUUGAGUGCACAUGUCUCAGGGCGUGUGGUGAUGAAGAGCUACCUAAGCGGAAUGCCAGAGUGCAAGUUCGGCAUGAAUGACAAGAUUGUCAUCGACAAGCAGGGCAAAGGUGGCACGACUGAUGACUCAGGCAAAAGUGAGUUGGGGGGCAGUGGGAAACAGUCCAUUGCGAUCGAUGACUGCACGUUCCACCAGUGUGUCCGUCUCAGCAAGUUUGACUCGGAGCGCAGUAUUAGCUUCAUCCCUCCCGAUGGAGAGUAUGAGCUCAUGAGGUACCGUACCACUAAAGACAUCAUCCUCCCCUUCCGCGUUAUCCCAUUGGUCCGUGAGGUGGGCCGCACCAAGCUGGAGGUAAAGGUGGUGAUCAAGUCCAACUUCAAGCCCUCCCUGCUGGCACAGAAGAUAGAGGUUCACAUUCCUACUCCACUCAACACCAGUGGGGUUCAAGUUAUCUGUAUGAAGGGAAAAGCCAAGUACAAAGCCAGUGAGAACGCCAUUGUUUGGAAGUACGGCUUGAUUUUACUGUUCUUACCCUUCUACUAG
Molecule: messenger RNA, 1377 nt
Organism: Sinocyclocheilus rhinocerous
Lineage: Eukaryota; Metazoa; Chordata; Actinopteri; Cypriniformes; Cyprinidae
Product: AP-2 complex subunit mu-B-like
Exons: 12
Coding region: 262-1377 (371 amino acids)
Biological process (GO): vesicle-mediated transport; intracellular protein transport
Cellular component (GO): clathrin adaptor complex
Source: RefSeq, a predicted model, not a curated record